AUGAAACUCACUAUUGUGACCACCGUCCUUCUUGGACUCUUGCUGACCCCGGCCCUUGCUGAUGAUUUACAGGGUGGAGCGCUAAGCAGGAAAAUCUCCAUUACUGGAGGCUACCAAAUUCUGACCAUCAAUAAGCAAUGGCACGUGGCAACUAUCGAGGAAAAGAGCAUCCACAGGUCAUCGAAAGUCAUUCUGAACUAUGAUAUGGGCUUUAUUGGAACCAAAGUGAUGCCAGAGAAAACCUGCUUCGUUUCCCUAAUGGACAAGAGGGAGAUACCCAGCCUUGAUGAACUUCCCAGGCUGGCUGAAGAGAACAACCAGUUGCAAAUUCAACAACAAGCUAUAAAGGAGCUCACAUACGUCGUCAAGAGACCCGUCCGUGACCUCAAGUCUUACGGACCAGACAUCUUCGCUAUGUGCAGAGGAAUCCGAACCUAUGUGGCUACUGAAGUUCACAGACCUGACUUUGUAGGUCAUCAGUCUUCAUGCGUUAAAGUUGAUGUCCUGCAACUUUUCGACCUUAAGUACUGUCAUGCCAAUAUCAAGUCCUGAAAACCCUGCCUUUCUGGAACCAAGUACGGAUGCUCGAUACCAACCCCGAUGCUGUCCUUCCCUGGCAUCUCCUCUUUGG
Athene cunicularia (burrowing owl) is the source of this 631-nucleotide messenger RNA. Its product is annotated as gastrokine-1-like. Gene Ontology annotation, biological process: regulation of cell population proliferation. Lineage: Eukaryota; Metazoa; Chordata; Aves; Strigiformes; Strigidae. The transcript is spliced from 6 exons. The coding region runs from base 1 to 552 and encodes 183 amino acids. The record is from RefSeq and is a predicted model, not a curated record.